Molecule: messenger RNA, 1940 nt
Organism: Lineus longissimus
Lineage: Eukaryota; Metazoa; Nemertea; Pilidiophora; Heteronemertea; Lineidae
Product: something about silencing protein 10-like
Exons: 11
Coding region: 87-1628 (513 amino acids)
Biological process (GO): maturation of SSU-rRNA from tricistronic rRNA transcript (SSU-rRNA, 5.8S rRNA, LSU-rRNA)
Cellular component (GO): nucleolus; small-subunit processome
Source: RefSeq, a predicted model, not a curated record
CAACGUAAUCGUACUACUGUCGCUCAUUUUUACCACGUGUAUUUUUGAGAAACUCUCAUUUUGGGCAUAUUUAUAGAAAUAACGGCAUGGGUCGAUCAAAGGGGAAAAGAUUGAGGCCUGCUGCCCCUGUGUAUGAUUCUGAUGACGAACGAACCUACAAGGAUGAAAAAAUCCCUGAUAAAGAAGAUGACAGCUAUUUCUAUGAUGAUGUGGAUGAGUUCCAUGCAACCAGAGACAAAAUUCUACUGGAUAAGGGAGCAAGUUUGCCACAGCACCAUGAAUCAUCUUCUGAGGAAGAAAUUAUGGCUAUUGAAUCUGAGGACUCAGAUGAUGACGAUGAGGACUUGACCGAAUAUGAACGCCAGCUAUCUAAGUUCCGCAUACAAAAAAUGGAUGACGAAAUGGGAAGUGACUUGGAAGGAAAGGGAGGAAAUGAUGAUCUUCCAGAUGAUAGAGCUUGGGGGAAGGUGAAGCAUAAGUUUUAUGGAGCUGAUGUGGAUGAGGAUGAUGCAGAUUUCAGUGGUUCUGAGCCUGGUGAUGCUGAACUUGAGGAAGAAGAAGUCCGAGCUAUUCAGAAACGCAUGGCAGAGCAGCUGGACGAUCAGGACUUCGGAUUAGAUAUCUUAAGGCCUGUUGAUGUGACAUCAAAAUCAGAUGAAAUUAAAGAAAAGGAGAAGAUCAAAAAAGAUUUGUCAAAACUAUCCAAGAAAGAGAAACUGCAGCUGCUCAAGAAGGAAUCCCCAGAGUUGCUGGACCUGAUAGCUGACUACAAGUUAAGGAUGAUAGAGCUGAAAGACCGGCUCCUUCCUGUGCAAGAGUUGGUAAAGAAUGGCAUCCUACCGAAAGGAAAAGCUGCAGAAUACGUGGAGACCAAGUUCAGACUUAUCCUCAGCUACUGUGUCAACAUCAGCUUCUACUUGAUGCUGAAGGCCAAACAGACACCCGUCCAUAACCACCCAGUCAUCGGUCGGCUGGUUCAGUAUAGGAAUCUCCUCAAACAACUUGAGCCUAUCGAUAACCAGCUCAGUGAGGAGAUGGAUCUCAUCCUUGAGAAGCUCCAGAGUGGGGAAGUGAUAACUAUGGAGACACAGAAGGUAGACAAGAAAAAGAAGAGGGACAAGAAGAAAUUGACCAAGAAGGAGAAGAGGAAGUUGUCAGAGUUGUUGGCUGAUGAAGAGGGGUUGAGUGGUGAUGAUAAAAAGGCAAAGAAGAAGGCCAAGAAAUUGGAAGGAAAGUUUGAGACAAGAGAUGAGAGGGAGGCGUUGGAGUAUUACGAGAUGAUGAAGUUGGGGCGUAAGGUGGAGGAAGAGAUGUUGGAGGAAGGCCAGCCAGGCGAAAAUGAUGGGGAUCGACCGGCUGGCAAUGAAGGGGAAGAAGGCUACGGCGAUGGAGAAAAUGAAGAGAUGGGUAAACGUGCUAUUGGUUACCAGAUCGAGAAGAAUAAGGGUCUGACUCCCCACAGGAAGAAAGAGCUCAGGAACCCGAGGGUUAAACACAGGAUGAAAUACAGAAAGGCCAAGAUCAGGAGGAAGGGACAGAUACGUGAGGUGCGUACUGAGAUGUCACGGUAUGGUGGAGAGUUGUCUGGUAUACGUGCUGGAAUCAAAAGAAGUGUUCGACUCAAAUAGGAGGGAAAGGUACAAACUUACGCAGGGUUAUACAACGUUUGGACUUUGUUAUCGCUAUUUCAUAAUGUUGCUGGCUGUUGGAAUACAAGUAUCCUGUAACUGCUGCAGGGCAUAGUGUACCAAUUUGAAACUGAACCGUGAGAAAUAGAGAGGUUGGGAUGUGUCCUGUCUCCCAGUCCCACUCUGAGUUAAACUGGGAUAUUUUGGUGUAUUGACGACUGUUCAACCUCAAUGCAGGGGACUUCCUAAUACUGUGGAGCAGUUUGUAACUUGUCUCAUAUAGAAACACAAACUUGUGGUUUAACUGGCAAU